CGACUAGAAAUUUUAAAAUGCAAUGCAAUGGAAUAUGUGUUGGGAAGUAGCUCUCAUGAUGACAAUUUAUCUCAUCAGAAUCAAAAUAUCAAAACUUGCAUUGAUUUUCCUGCUCUGGAAAAUCUAAGGAUAUAUGAUGUGCCAAAACUUGUUAGCUUGUGUCCUAAAAACUUUUGUUUGAGAGGGUUAUCUCUGGAGGCCAUUCACUUGGAUAUUGAUAGUACUUCUAUGUUUAGCAUCAGAUCUUUAAAUGAUUUUAUGUUUUGUGAUCAUGCAACACAACAAGACUCCACAACCACAAAGGCAACUAAGAUAUGAUUGCAUGCUUUGAAAAGGCUUAAAAUAAAAAAUUUCAAAAUAGAAGAGAUUUUCAACUUGAAAAAUCUGGACGCAAAGAAAAAUGAAAAAAGACUUGAACCAUUAACAUCAAGUUUACAAAAAUUGCUGUUGACAGAUUUAUGGGAGUUGAGGAAUAUAUGUGUGGGCCCCAAAUACAUUCUAAGCCUCAACAAUCUCUCUGUGUUGGUAAUCAGAGGAUGCAAAAAGCUUGAAGUUGUCUUCUCUACCUCUACAUUGAGAAGCCUACCACGGUUACAGUGGGUAUAGAUAUGGGAAUGUGAAGAAUUAGUUGAGAUCAUUGAAGAGGAUAAUGAGGAAAGUGCUGGAGAUCAUUUCCCUCAUCAACCAUGCUUCCCAAAGUUAGAACUGCUGAGUGUUGAGGGCUGUCACAAGUUGAAGUAUUUGUUCUCUAUCACAAGGUCUGGUACCUUUCCUCAACUAGAGGUUUUGCAGAUAGGAGGUGCCUCCUCCCUCGAGCAUGUGCUGAUUAGACCAGAUGCGUCGAAAGAAAUGGCCAAGAAGGAACUGCUUCCAAAGCUAAGAUGUGUAAAACUGGAAAGAAAUCCAAGCCUCAUGUAACAUCUGCCAUGGGAUUGAUUUUCAAACAUUAAAAAAUCGCUCAACAGUGGAUAACUGUCCGAAAUUUUCUUUUCAUGAAACCAUCGCUACUCAGCAUCAAGAUGGCCGAAAGGAUCUUGAUUCCAAUGUUGAGGCAAAAAUAGAGGAGAAGGUUUCUUCACAUCCAAAUACAAAUCAGUCAGGCACGGGAGAUACCAAAGAGAGCCCAAGUUUGAAAAUCCAAAAAUCCCAAAUUGGUUCACCAAACUUCACAAGGAUAAAUUGUAUAUCAGUAAGAGCAGGCCCACAACAAACCACGGGACAAAAAACAUAUCGAAGGAACCUAUUCUUACUGGCGGUAGUACAAUGAGCUCAACUUCAAAAAUUUUUGAAGAAGAAGAAGAAGAACAAGAGGAAGAGGGAGGUGGCUUGAGAACAACUCGAAGAUACCGAAAUCACGAGGCAGUGAGUUCUUCACUGGGAAGAGAGCACGAGACUACCAUUCAUGGAAGUAAUAUCCAAAGUGGUGCUGAAACCACAGACCAACGAACUCAUGCAGCAUCUCAUGGUGACCAAGCAAACUCUAGUAGGGACGUUAGAGGCAAAAGUGUUAAACAUCAUGGCGCAACAAAGCCAGAAAUUGUUGCUGAUGCACAAUCGUCAGUGUCACCAUCUUUUGCUCCUAUAAUGAUGUCACCUACUUUUACUGAGACUAAUCAAUCUUUGAAUGUUGCUGAGGUGCAAGAGAUAGUUGAUAGGAUGAAAUUAGAGGGCUCUGAGACUUCCCUCUUGGCAGAGGCACUCAAGACUCACCCACAACUGUGUUUGUCUUCAUAUGAUCGAAGCACUCAAAUGUUGUGCAUUUCCUAUAGGGUGUUGCUUGAUAUACUCAACAUUCUUACCACCAGGACUCCCUUCACCAUCACUGAGGCAGACGAGAGUGUUGGAAGAUAAAUUAAAGGAUGCAUGUCUUCUAGGCUUUGACAAGGACUGGCUUGAAUCUAUCAAGACUAGGGUUUUUAAUUGUGAUUAUGUAUCCGAAGUUGAUUGCUUCCAUGAAAUUCUAAAGGGUUUGGAUUGUGAUCUCAAGGCCAAUGAGGCAAUGCUGGCGGCUACACGCAAUCAAGAGGUAGAGGCGGCACGAGUGGUCGAAGUGGCUCAAAAGGACUUGGAUGCCGCACUGCAAGUGCAUGCACGCGUUAUGGCAAAUCACACUCAUCUUCUGAAAGCACGCCAAGAUAUUCUAGCAAGGCAAAAUCAAUGCUGGGAAACAAUUGCUGCUAAAAAUAGACAUUUUGGGUUUUAGCUAGGAUUUCAUUUUUGUGCUUUAUAUUUUUUUUUUUUCAUGUUGGAGUGAAUGUAAAUGAAUGCGUUUUGAUGGUACUUGAAUAAGUUGGGAAAAUUAGGUUUUGGAUGAUUCCUCAGACUGAAUAAAUCCUGGUGUACUGAUUU
Messenger RNA from Prosopis cineraria, 2349 nucleotides. RefSeq lists its product as uncharacterized. The record is from RefSeq and is a predicted model, not a curated record. NCBI's taxonomy places the organism in Eukaryota, Viridiplantae, Streptophyta, Magnoliopsida, Fabales, Fabaceae. The transcript is spliced from 8 exons. Bases 1264 to 1851 code for a protein of 195 amino acids.